Rhinolophus ferrumequinum (greater horseshoe bat) is the source of this 2027-nucleotide messenger RNA. RefSeq names its product NK1 homeobox 2 (gene NKX1-2). The record is from RefSeq and is a predicted model, not a curated record. Gene Ontology annotation, biological process: regulation of transcription by RNA polymerase II; cell differentiation. Gene Ontology annotation, molecular function: RNA polymerase II cis-regulatory region sequence-specific DNA binding; DNA-binding transcription factor activity, RNA polymerase II-specific. Bases 1 to 927 code for a protein of 308 amino acids. The transcript is spliced from 2 exons. Lineage: Eukaryota; Metazoa; Chordata; Mammalia; Chiroptera; Rhinolophidae. Gene Ontology annotation, cellular component: nucleus.
AUGCUGGCUUGGCAGGACGGCGGGGCCAAGGCGGCUCCCUCGCACCACAGGAUCUCCUUCUCUGUCCUGGACAUCCUGGACCCGCAGAAAUUCACCCGUGCUGCGCUCCCGGCCGUGCGCUCUGCUCCCCGGGAAGCCAAGAAAAGUUUGGCAGAGGCAGAAGCGGGAAAGGACGCCAGCUCAGAGGACCAGGCCCGCGAGCGGGAGACCCCUGGUGCUGCAGGCCGAGGAGCGGGGGUGGCGUCCCCGCUGGAGGGCUCGGAGGCCGAGGAGGCGGAGGAGGACGGGAAGGACGCGGGAAGGCGGCGACAGGAGCGACCUGCGCGCCUACAGGCGGGCCCAGCGCGCUCCCCGGAGGCCCGGGCAGUGGCGUUGGCGGAGGGGGAGCGCGGCGCCGGCGGCCCCGCGGGCUCCCCGGAUUCGCCCGGCUCCCCGCGGCCCCGGCGCCGACGCCCGGAGCCUAGCUGCGCCAAGCCGCGGCGCGCGCGCACGGCCUUCACCUACGAGCAGCUGGUGGCCUUGGAGAACAAGUUCCGGGCCACGCGCUACCUGUCGGUGUGCGAGCGCCUGAACCUCGCGCUGUCGCUCAGCCUCACUGAGACACAGGUCAAAAUUUGGUUCCAGAACCGCAGGACCAAGUGGAAGAAGCAGAACCCUGGCGCCGAUGGUGCGGCGCAGGCAGGGGCCGGUGUGCCCCAACCCGGGGCGCCCGGGGCGGCGGCGACUGGCGGCGGCGCCACGGGGACCAGCCCGGGUCCCCCAGGCCCGGGCGCGCUGCCCUUCCAGACUUUCCCCUCCUACUCCGCGGCCAACGUCCUCUUCCCGGCAGCCUCUUCCUUCCCGCUGACGGCCGCCGCCUCCGGGGGCCCCUUUGCGCCCUUUCUCGGGCCCUCCUACCUGACCCCUUUCUACGCUCCGCACCUAUGAACCCGGAGCCCCUCUCGGCCCCCAGUUCGUCCGGAUUCACGAGUGGUGUCGUCGUGAGGUCUCAACUCCACGGAGGGGCGCUAAAGCGCAGGGACAGCCCCCUCCUGGCGUACGGGAGUCUGCGCGCCUCUUUUCUGCCAUCUGCCCGGAGGCGCCGCCAGAGGGCAGGGACAGGCCGCCUGCCAGCCGACUCACAGUCGCUCCCCUUCCUGCCUCGCUGACCCCUCCGAAUCCACCUAGUGCACUGAGGGGGAGCCAGGAUCUGCCGUCUUUAAAAGUGUCCUCAAAUCCUCCCGUUUCUGGACCUAACUCGUCACUCUUGGUCAGGCUUAAUUCAGCUCAAGCGCUCUUGUUGAAGGUCUGGGCGUUGGGCAUCAGGCUAAUAAAGCUGCAUGGAUGGGGACGCGAGGGAGCCGAGACCUCCAGCCCGCCAGCUGUUCACAUCUAGGAUGGAAUCCUCAAAGAUUUUAGCUCACUCCUAGGGUAAGGAGCUUUCCCUUUUCAUAGCCGGUUGUUUUCCCUUUUCAUACUUGAUGAUUAGCCCAAAACCAGCGAUUCCUCCCGAACACUGAACAAAGCUGGGAGAGCUGGGUCCUGGAAUACACACUGCCACUGUGAAAUGGACAAUUUUUUAAAUGUAUAAAACCCAUCGUUUUUUUGAUCUUCUUUACAAUUCAGACUUGAGUACCAUUCUUGUUCCCAACAGACUCUCUACAGGCUAUUCCUGAAAGAAUGGGUAUUUUAUUUUUCUGAGAAGACCCAAAGUUUGUGCUAGGAAAUCUAAGUGCUUUGGAGCUAGACUUUCCUGCUGCAGUAGACACACUUGUACCGCUCUGCCAAGUUCUGAGAGCAGCUUUGACAAACCACAGCAAUGACCCUAAAUGCAUAAAAAUGAUAAUGAAGGGACCAAUGGCUCAACUAAAAUCUUGAGGUCUAUGCAUGAGACUGCCUAUUUUUCCCCAAGUUUACUGAGAUGUAAUUGACAAGACUGCCUAUUUUGAUUUGCAGUAUUUGAGACUCUAAAACUUCAGUCCUGAUUAAUGAUUCUGUCCCAGUGAUUCCUAGGCUCCUCACGGGGAAAGCUCUGGGGGACAGCUAGC